Messenger RNA from Artibeus jamaicensis (Jamaican fruit-eating bat), 807 nucleotides. RefSeq names its product dynactin subunit 3 (gene DCTN3). The coding region runs from base 23 to 583 and encodes 186 amino acids. The record is from RefSeq and is a predicted model, not a curated record. The transcript has 7 exons. Gene Ontology annotation, biological process: cytoskeleton-dependent cytokinesis. NCBI's taxonomy places the organism in Eukaryota, Metazoa, Chordata, Mammalia, Chiroptera, Phyllostomidae. Gene Ontology annotation, cellular component: dynactin complex.
CAACUGAGGCGGGGCGGUAGCUAUGGCGGCUGUGACCGACGUGCAGCGGCUACAGGCCCGGGUGGAGGAGCUGGAACGCUGGGUGUACGGACCGGGCGGGUCGCGCGGCUCGCGGAAGGUGGCUGAUGGCCUGCUCAAGGUGCAGUUAGCUUUGGGGAACAUCGCCAGCAAGAGAGAGAGGGUAAAGAUUCUCUACAAAAAGAUUGAAGACCUGAUCAAAUACCUGGAUCCUGAGUACAUUGACCGCAUUGCCAUACCUGAUGCCUCUAAGCUGCAGUUCAUCUUAGCAGAGGAGCAGUUUAUCCUCUCCCAGAUUGCACUCCUGGAGCAGGUGGAGGCUUUGGUGCCCUUGCUGGACAGUGCUCAUAUCAAAGCCGUUCCUGAGCAUGCUGCCUGCCUGCAGCGCUUGGCCCAGGUCCACAUCCAGCAGCAGGACCAGUGUGUGGAGAUCACUGAGGAGUCCAAGGCCCUCCUGGAGGAAUACAACAAAACUACAUUGCUUCUCUCCAAGCAGUUUGUACAGUGGGAUGAGCUACUUUGUCAGCUGGAAGCCGCCAAGCAAGUGAAACCAGCAGAGGAGUGAUGGCUGCUUCUCAUCCCAGGGUGAGCCAGAGCAUCCAGGCUCUGGGGCCCUGUGCCAACCUGCCCUUGUAGCAGGGCAGAGGCAGAUCUGUAUUUAUUGGAUGCACAGCUUACCUGUCCGCACUCAGGGGGGGCCCUGAGGUCACAGGUCUGGCUAUAUGAGAUUUCCCCUUUGCACUCAUCAGUGUCCUACUUCAGUGACAAUAAACUAUAGAGAUCACUGAA